This is a messenger RNA of Cucurbitaria berberidis CBS 394.84, 402 nucleotides long. RefSeq lists its product as uncharacterized. Gene Ontology annotation, biological process: translation. NCBI's taxonomy places the organism in Eukaryota, Fungi, Ascomycota, Dothideomycetes, Pleosporales, Cucurbitariaceae. The transcript is spliced from 2 exons. The coding region runs from base 1 to 402 and encodes 133 amino acids. Gene Ontology annotation, cellular component: mitochondrial large ribosomal subunit. The record is from RefSeq and is a predicted model, not a curated record. Gene Ontology annotation, molecular function: structural constituent of ribosome.
AUGUUCAAACCCACGCCCUCCCUCCAGAAAAUGCUCCGGCGCCUCCCGCUCUCCCCCAAGCAAGCCGGCAAGGAAUACUACAAGGGCAACCGCGUCGGGUCCAUGGGCACAAUCGACCGCUACGGCAACUUCUCACCAGACUGGAGCAAAGUACGGACAUACGUGUAUCCGAUCCACGGCACAAAAAACUCAGAGUUGACACCCUUCGUGGCCGCAAACACAGAGAAAACACGACGAGUAGACACGGGCGACGCUGAAAACUACCCCAAGCGAUUCACAGGCGAGGACUAUCUGAGAGCGUGGAAGACGGCGGGUGGACAUGAUGUUGUCGAGAGUGAAUACGCCGACCGGAGUAGAAAUAUGCCUGUGCCUUUUGAGGAGAGACCCGCGACGAAGUCAUGA